AUGGCUAAACUACUGCAAAGCAUUCACACAAAAUGUUGCUCGUUCCCGCAGCGGCUGGCUGUUCCACUUGUGAAUGUGCAUGUGCACAGUCUCGAUUUAAGGCCCAUGCCUCAGGAUGUGAAACAAGUUUAUAAAGAUUUUUUCAAAAUGAUCAAAAAAAGACUGAAUUGGAGUGAUAUCAUAUCGCAUCAGGCUCUCACAAGAAUAGUCAAGGGAAAAGGGACUUUGAGAUAUCCUUGUGUCAUGUUCACCACUGUUGAGGAAUUUCCGUAUGGUAAUGAGAUGCCACUGGCGCAAAAAGUGCUUUUCGCCCUCUACGGUAUGCUGCAAUACUGGUGGAGG
This is a messenger RNA of Ostertagia ostertagi, 342 nucleotides long. Lineage: Eukaryota; Metazoa; Nematoda; Chromadorea; Rhabditida; Trichostrongylidae. The record is from the annotation of a GenBank genome assembly.